AUGACGACGGAAUCGGCUACACCACUGAAGCCGGCAGCACAAUGGGUAACAAAAAGGGAACGCAUAACCGUAGUAUGGGAAGACAUCAAAGUACGAAGUACAAGCGGACGCCAGAUUUUGAAAGGCAUAAGUGGAGUUGCACUACCCGGUGAAGUAGUAGCCAUUAUGGGGGCCAGCGCUUCUGGUAAAACAGUCUUUUUGAACGCAUUAUUUCAUCGCAAUCUUCAUGGACUUACCGUUGAAGGAGAUAUCUUGGUGAAUGGACAAAGAAUCGGAAGCACUAUCACUAGCGUGUCGGCAUACGUUGAGCAGGAAGACAUAUUUGUAGGAACGCUGACGGUAACUUUUCCGUUACACAUCCGUGAGAAUUAA
Messenger RNA from Cylicocyclus nassatus, 372 nucleotides. The record is from the annotation of a GenBank genome assembly. Lineage: Eukaryota; Metazoa; Nematoda; Chromadorea; Rhabditida; Strongylidae.